This is a messenger RNA of Pimephales promelas (fathead minnow), 4139 nucleotides long. It is a transcript of the gene rabl6b, whose product is annotated as RAB, member RAS oncogene family-like 6b. Lineage: Eukaryota; Metazoa; Chordata; Actinopteri; Cypriniformes; Leuciscidae. Gene Ontology annotation, cellular component: cytosol; nucleus. Gene Ontology annotation, molecular function: GTP binding. The record is from RefSeq and is a predicted model, not a curated record.
UAACCCUACCCACGGCAGCGUACUUCACAAAUAUACAGAGCAGAAUUUCAAUGAUUUCAUUAUUCAUAGGCUGUAAAGGUUAUAAGAUGGUCACACUGCACAGUUGGUCAGAAAUGUAUGAUGUUGAAUGUUGGAUCUAAUCAUUCAGUUGCUCUAGUUAUAGACGGCAAUACCACUAAGCAGAUUCAACACUUGAAUGAUAAUCCUGUGAUGCUGGACUGCAAAAACUGUCAUUCUGUGGAAAAGGAUCCAGAGAUGAAGAUCUGAAUUUAUUCGUAGAUGUUAUGCUGUGCCGGUGCAGGACUCAUCCACCUCUCAAACGAAUGUAGAAAUGCUUUAUGAGCAUUGCAAGAACACUGUGCACCCACAGACAGACAAUUUGGGGGCGUCAUAGAGGCCAGUUUGAGAAAAGAGUAUUUAAUAUUUAUAAUACCCAUCUAGAGGCAUAGUUUGGUCAAGAUGUUCUCCGCUCUGAAGAAGCUUGUCGGCUCUGAGCCGGCUGGUCAGGUGAAGGACAAGAACAUCCCUGCUGGACUACAGUCCAUGAACCAGAGUCUGCAGAGAAAAUUUGCUAAAGGGGUUCAGUACAACAUGAAGAUAGUCAUUCGAGGAGAUAGAAACACAGGAAAAAGCACCCUGUGGCACCGGCUGCAGGGUAAGAAAUUCCAGGAAGAGUACAUUCCAACUCAAGAGAUCCAGGUCACUAGUAUCCACUGGAGUUAUAAAACUACUGAUGAUGUGGUGAAGGUGGAGGUCUGGGAUGUGGUGGAUAAAGGCCAAAAAAUCCCUCUUCCUGAAGGUGUAGGAAAGGGGAAAAAGAGAGGUGAAAACUUGAAGUUGGAAAAUGAACCUCAAGAGCAGACGGAGAGUGAACUGGCCUUGGAUGCUGAGUUUUUGGACGUGUAUAAGAACUGCAAUGGUGUGGUAUUGAUGUUUGACAUCACCAAACAGUGGACUUAUAAUUACAUUAUGCGGGAGUUGCCCAAGGUACCCACUCAUGUGCCAGUGUGCGUUUUGGGAAAUUACCGGGACAUGGGAGAACACAGAGUCAUUUUGCCUGAUAACAUUCGUGACUUCAUCGCUGGGCUUAACAGACCUCGUGGCUCCUCUUACAUCCAUUAUGCUGAAUCUUCCAUGAAGAAUGGUUUUGGUUUGAAAUAUUUGCACAGAUUUUUCAACAUUCCAUUUUUGCAGCUUCAGAGAGAGACCCUGUUACGGCAGCUAGAGACCAAUCAGCUGGACAUCGAUGCCACGCUAGAGGAGCUAACAGUUCAGCAGGAGACAGAAGACCAGAACUAUGAUAUUUUCCUGGAAAUGAAAGACUCUCGUAGUAAAGGCUACAACUCUCCCGGUCCUGCUAACGGACAGAGCCCUUCCUCAGGCACGCAGUCUCCCGUCGUUCCUCAGAGCGGAUGCUCCACUAGCAGCUCCAGCCCCUGUAGCCCCCAACAGCCUCCCAUUCCUUCCCAGAUCCUGAAGUCUCCAUCUCCUUCUCCGUCUCCUCCUCCUCCCCCCUCUUCCUCAACCCCAGCGCCUGUGACCUCUCUCCCUCCCUCCCCUUCUGCUGCUCACCCUGGCCCGACGGUCUCUGCUCCAGCUCAGGCUUCUGCCUCUGCUCCUCAAACCCAGAAACGCAGCUUCAUCUCCAGGCUCUUUGGUUCCUCUCCUGCCCAGGAACCUCCAGCAGUCGCCCAGGAGCCAGAUCCAGUAUCUGCAGCGACUCUCCCUACGGUUCGGAGCGUGGAUGAUUUUGUGCCGGACGAGGGACUAGACAAAAGCUUCUUGGAAGACAGUCUGCCUCCUAACACAAGACCGGCUAUGAACACCCAGACCUCUGCUGCGGGCACUGCAGAUAGUGACAGUGAUGGGGAAGGAAGAGAAGGGAACCCCAUGGUUGCUGGGUUCCAGGAUGAUUUGGACCUUGAUGAUGCAGAACUUGAACCCAGAGCUUCUAUUGUCAGUAAAGGCUUGAAUAUAUCUCUCUCCAGUGAUGAGGAGGGUCCAAAACCUGCUGAACCUCACCUGGUGGCUAUGGAUGCAUUAACGCUAGAGGACAAACCAAAGCCUAUCCACAAAGAGCCAGUGAUCCAGACCCAGGAGACUGUUUGCAGUCAGAACAUAGAGACUUCCAUUCUCAGUCCCACUCCAGUACACACUACUCAACAGCUGCAGACAGCGUCAGACGCAGCAGCCCUGGCUGAUCCUCAAGCACGGGUCAUUAAACAUAAAGAGAGAUCGGCUCAGGCAGAGUCCUCUGACACAGACCCAGACGUGCCUGUGGCCAAACAGAUGCUUUCAUUUGUCAUGGACGAUCCUGACUUUGAGAGCGAGGAAGAAGUCAUGCAGAAAGUUGUUCAGGACUCUUUCCCAGUUAGAGAUGAUAUUCCUGAUAUAUCUGAUGAUGAUUUUAACACAGCUAAAAUCCCUGAGCCCAUGAAACCUACUGUACUCUCCUUCAAAAGCAAGAAUGACGGUGACCUCUUUGGCCUAGGAAUCGAGGAGAAGUCGAUCAUAAGCAAAGACAGUAGCGAUGAGCAAGAUGAAAAAGAAAGCAAACAUUCCAAGGAUAAGAAGAAAAAGAAAAAAAGGAGUAAAGAGGAUGAUGACAAAAGUAGCAAGAAGAAACACAAGCACAAGAAAAAGGAAAGAGAUGAAGCAGCUGGGACCGCAGAUGAAAAAGAGAAGAAAAAGAGGAAGUCACGAAGCAAGAAAACUGAUGAUCUUGAAGCUUUUCUGGCCGGAGCAGAAAGCUUAGCAAAAAGAGAAGAGGGUGACUAUGAGGAGCUGUAACGCGCUCUCUCUGCUGAAGCAAUGUUAGUGCAUUGGUAUCACAAGCUUGAAAGAGUUCCCAUCAUAAACCACAAAAACAAAAAGCUUUCUUUAGCAGCCCACUCAUGACUGACAAGUUAAGAAACACUUAAGACUGCUUUUCCACUUGCCACAAACACUUCCCAAUCCACCUUCCAGGCCUUGAGAGGUUGGAAGGGCUGGCAGAGUUCACACUCUUUGGGCUCAAACUGCAAUAAGUGGAGAAGCCAUGCAAAAUUGCUACAACUUGCAUGCAAUGUGUCCUUUGUACGUUGUUUUUCAGAUUGAAAUGGACAAUUUCCACUCACUCAUAACAUUGCGCUUUCUGAACGUUUACAUGCUUUGCUUUUUUAUGGUGGCAAUAUUUUCAUCAUCGCGUAUGUGAACCAACUUAUGGUUUUCAUUGAUUUGACUGCUUUAUUAGUUGCCUUGUAGUUGUGUAUGAAUUGGUAUUUAUGCUCAAUAGAUGUUCUGAGAGCUUGGCUUUGUGUAAUUUUGCUGUGUGUUUAGUGUUUGAAAUCAAUAUACUGUACUUCAUGAUAGGAUUAUUUGUUUACCCAAAAUAUAUAAAGAAAAAAUAUUUUAGGAAUGUAAAGGAUUUAAGGUCAGUAAAUGAUCACUCUUAUGAUACGGAGUAGUUACGAAAUCAGGCAUAACUAUUUCUCACACUCUUUAAAUCAGGAAAUGCCUUAAAGGAAGCCAUGGUGAAAUGCAACAACUGACUUUAAAGAACUCAAAUAGACCAAUAAUGAGUGUGCAAUGAGAUCUAUCUACUGUGUCAUUAUGCAAACUUGUGUUUUACUUUAACUUCUUAAUUCUAUCACUUAUUUUUGCACUCCAUUGUUUUUGUCUACCUUAUCGUUUUAUGAUGGUAAAUUGCAAGAAAGAACUGUGAGGUAUAUGUCAUUUGACAUUGUUUUUUUCUUUUUAUUUGUUUUUCCUAAUUUUCAAUGAAAUCAUGAUUGGUUGAAACUGUGCUGUUGCUUGAAAAUGAAUUCAAUACAAAAAGACUGUAAUAUAUUUGCAAUGUUACUGGGUCAGUUUUUUCUUAUAUUUUCAGCAUGGCUGUAUUGUAAAUUUCACUUGUUUUUAAGUUAAUAAUCAAAGUAAGUUAGUAAAGACGGCACUUUGGUCGACUCACUGAUAUAGACAAUGUUUAUUAUAUAUUCUUACAUCAAAAUUGUGUUAGAAAUUGUUAAUUGAUGCUUUAUAUGUUACACAAUGUGGCAAUGACUUUUGUUUUUUAUACAGUAUAUUAAGAAAUAUGAUUUCUAAGCUCUAGAAUAUUAUUAAAAGGAGGAAAACAUCACAAAACAGUUUUAAACAACAAC